This is a messenger RNA of Penicillium atrosanguineum, 456 nucleotides long. RefSeq lists its product as uncharacterized. The record is from RefSeq and is a predicted model, not a curated record. Bases 1 to 456 code for a protein of 151 amino acids. Lineage: Eukaryota; Fungi; Ascomycota; Eurotiomycetes; Eurotiales; Aspergillaceae. The transcript has a single exon.
AUGCCAUCCUUCAAGAGUCUUCUGCUCAUAGCCCUCUCCCUCGUGGCCACUACAACGGCAGACUCUUGCCCACAGGACUGGAACAGCUCGAAAGCUACGGACGGCCAAUGCUGCUAUGGCACUCCGUUGUCUGAUGGCCCCACCAAAUUUUGCUGUGUUGGGUCCAAGGGUUUAUUCAAAGCCAGAAACGAUUUACCAAGGAGUGUGACAAGCAGCAGUAGUUCCAGCCUGUGCUUCGCACAGAUUCCCUUCACCGCGAGCGAUUAUUCGCAGCAGGUCUCUUCUGCGUCAUCGCAGUAUGUGGCAGGUGCUACCACAACUCCUGCUACCAACGAGGUGACUCCUACAAGCUCAGGUUCUGCAGCUGCCACCACCAAUGCGGCCAUGCCGAUUGCCACAGCUCAAGAUGUAGUGCUGUGCGGUGCCGCAUUCAUUGCCGGUCUUUUCGUGCUCUAA